AUGGUAGUCGCCGUCUUAAACACGAUGCUGUUCCUACCUUAUUUUGUUUUACAAAAGAAGUUAAGAAACGAAAACCACCAAAAAAAAAGGCAAAUGACAAAACCUUUAAAUCACAUAAUGGAAGUAAACAGCGUUGGUGCUUCAAAGCCAUCAGAUUGUAAUUUAGAACAUGUACAAGCAAUGUCUGAUGUUAUCAUUCAUAAUAAUUUGUCUAGCAAUGAUCAUCUUUACAAGUCUAUGGUAUUUAAAAUUAAUCACUAUAAAAAACAGUUAAGAUUUUUAUCUGAUAAAUUAAAAAAAAAUGAAACUAAUAAAAGUGCUGAGCUUUUGAAAUCUAUUUUUAACAAUGACCAAAUAGAAGCCUUGUCCAGAAAAUCUACUAAAUUCAUGAAGUGGUCUAAUCCUACUAUUUGCAAAGCUUUAAAGAUAAAAUUUAGCUGUGGUAACAACGGUUACGAAGAAAUGUUGAAACAGAAAAUUCUAUUUCCUUCUCAAAGAACUUUAAGAAGAAGAUUGCAGAUGUUAAAAUUUGAUAGCGGUGUACUAGAUGAAGUUUUUAAAUUUUUAGAAAUUAAAAUUCAAACGUUUCAAGAUACACACGAAAGAGAAUGUGUUCUUAUAAUGGAUGAAAUGGCAAUAACACCCUCUAAUAUAUUUGAUGUGUCUUUAAAUAAAAAUGUAGGCAAUAUUACUUUGCCUAAUCAUGAAGGAACUGCAACAAAUGUGUUAGUUUUCAUGUUAGGGGGCAUAUCGACCAGAUGGAAACAAACUGUUGCCUAUUAUUUUACAGGACCCUCAGUUAAUGGAACCGUUUAUCCGCACCACCAACCGCGGUAA
Messenger RNA from Macrosiphum euphorbiae (potato aphid), 837 nucleotides. The record is from the annotation of a GenBank genome assembly. Lineage: Eukaryota; Metazoa; Arthropoda; Insecta; Hemiptera; Aphididae.